This is a messenger RNA of Ostertagia ostertagi, 2007 nucleotides long. The record is from the annotation of a GenBank genome assembly. Lineage: Eukaryota; Metazoa; Nematoda; Chromadorea; Rhabditida; Trichostrongylidae.
AUGCUGAAAGAGGACGAGUGUUAUGUGCAAUUCAUGACGAAUCCGUAUUUGAAUAUGGGCAUGUACAUCUCAUAUUACUGGUCAACUCUUUUCGUAAUGCUCUAUCUCUAUUGGGGAAUUUAUCGAGCCGCCAAACAACUUGCCAUGAAGAGCGAUCAGAAAACUAAACGGCUGGCUCUGUUGACCGAAUUGCGGAAGCCGGAAUUGUCGGUGCGGACAAGCGACGCAAAUAAGAGCAGUUCCGAUUCGCCGAAUGACAACGAUACCAGCGAUAGUAGCAAAUGCUACAAGGGGGCGGUGACAUCAUCUGCUCCCGAAUCGGUCGUACCUCAACAGCCCGUCGUACGGAACACGAUCACCAUACACAAUAACUAUGUGAACCACUGCCCAAAUAAUUGUUCACCGACAUAUAACACAAUCCCGCCUGUACCUGUGCCUUCUCCGACGGAACAACCACGUACGGAUCCGUUAGCUUUAGAAUCGCUGGCAUUCGAUUUAGAUGUUACCGACCCAGAUCCGAUCGUGUGCGAUCCUAAGAUCUUCGAAGAUGCAGCCCCAGAUGAAGAGCUUGACGAUAUCGUCAUCUGCGUAGCACCAGCUUCUUGCUGCUCACCCGUUUUAUCCGGCAAAAGUCAUUCAGAACGCAGCCAUUCGGAUUACAGCAUCUCUAACCGUAGCCAUUCUGAACACAGUCAUUCCGGCCAUAGCCAAUCUGCCCCUCUACCAUCAGAAAGCCACAGUCAUUCUAUCAACAGUCCAUCCCAUAGCCAUUCAAAUCGUAGCCUGUCCUAUCACGGCCAAUUGGAUCAUCUGGACUAUGAGCACGCCGAGGACGAAGGGGAACUAUCAUCAGCAUCGACCCCGUCCGAGCCAGAUCCGGUGGCGUAUGAGAUUCUUAUGGAGUCCAUGAAAGCUGAGGAGCCGUUGCGGUCAGAAAACGAGCAGCCUGGUCUUCCUGCGUCCGACAUACUCUCCACCAAUCCAUUUUAUUAUCAGAAGCCGUCGUCAAUAAUUGAACGAGAAAGCACAGCACCUUGCGUUAGUCCAGAACCAUCACAGUCAUCUGGUGUGGAAGACGGCGAGCAUUACAGGGCAGACUUCACCUUUCCAUACAUCGAUGCUGACAGCAUUUCCUCACUGGUCGGUCACGACGAUCUCAGACGACUUCGAUCUGUAAGGAGGCCUGCAGAAAGUCCAGAAAUUGCGGAGUCACAGAAGGAUACGCCGCAGAAAGUGGCGGUAACGCCACAGCCGGUGAUCCAAGAGGAGACAAAACCAGAAGACGAGAUCGCAACUGAACAGGAGGCAGAGGUGAACGAGGUGAAUGACCAAAGCGCGAAUCAGCAAGAAAAUCAUGACGACGGCCACCAAAGUGACCAGCAGUCGCAAACACCACCACAACUAGAGGAGCAGCCCCAAAAACCUCAGGACGAGCAUCUACAAGAUCAGCGUCACGAAAUCCAACUUCAAGAGCCGAUUCAAAGCACAUCUUCUUGUGCGCCAACAACAAUGGUGGAGACGUCUGAGGACAUGAAGGUGCCGUUGAUAGCAGUAUCUCGUGUGGAAAGCGUAAAGACUGUCGAGGGAGCCGUUGGUCGCUUAUUAACUGCCGUCCGUAGUCGAUCGUUACGACGAAAGAAACCGAAACAAAAAUCGGGCGUUUUACAGGCUCUAAAUCCGUUUAAGCAACGAGAGGUUGGAUACAAGUCUCGAUCUGAGAAUCGUGCUCGUAAGGCUCUACGCACGAUCACCUUUAUUCUGGGUGCUUUCAUCGUGCUUUGGACGCCGUUCUAUGUGCUGGCCACCAUCUACGGAUUUUGCGAGAGUUGUAAGAGCUCACCAGCUUUCAACAUGUUAUACUCGAUCAGCUACUACCUGUGCUACAUGAAUUCGCCGCUGAAUCCAUUCUGCUAUGCCAUGGCUAAUCAACAAUUCAAAAAGACGCUCACACGCAUAUUCAAAGGCGACUUCAGACGUGAUCGAUGCUGCCGAUGUUCUUGCCAAUAA